Molecule: messenger RNA, 246 nt
Organism: Colletotrichum paranaense
Lineage: Eukaryota; Fungi; Ascomycota; Sordariomycetes; Glomerellales; Glomerellaceae
Exons: 2
Coding region: 1-246 (81 amino acids)
Source: RefSeq, a predicted model, not a curated record
AUGCCCGCCAGCCACACAUCCUCUCAGCAUAACCAUGCUGGAAGCUCCCAGAGACUGACGUCUGGCGGCAGCAGCAGCAAGGCUGCUGAGAAGCAUCCCUCCGACGGAAAAUCCUCCCGAGAAUGGCGUCUCGCAAGAUUCGAGAAGGACAACGAAGAUAAUCUAUUUCCCCGCCUCCACGAUGCCCAACCCACCUCUCAGAAUCCCAAAGAAAAGUUUGGUCCAUGCUUCGCGCAACUCCCGUGA